This is a messenger RNA of Wasmannia auropunctata (little fire ant), 1157 nucleotides long. RefSeq names its product ATP-binding cassette sub-family G member 4-like. Gene Ontology annotation, molecular function: ABC-type transporter activity. The annotation marks the transcript as partial. Lineage: Eukaryota; Metazoa; Arthropoda; Insecta; Hymenoptera; Formicidae. The record is from RefSeq and is a predicted model, not a curated record. The transcript has 7 exons. Gene Ontology annotation, cellular component: plasma membrane.
UACUUGAGGUAAUAACCGGACAAAAGGGUGGAGAUUUGGAGAAUCUGCACAAGAUAUGUCGUAAUGAAUACGAAAAGUUCAGAUCACGCAAUGAACAUAAUCAAAAUGAAUUAGAUUUAUCGAUUGACUCUGAACAAAAAUGUGAGACAGACAAUAAAGAUAAAUCUAUAAAUAGCAUAGCAAUGCAAAAAAAAUCGACUUGGGAACAACAAAAGGUUUUAUUUUUACGAGCUCUAAUCUGCAUCAAGCGAGAUAAUUCAUUGACAACACUAAGAUUUGUGAUGCAUAUUGUAAUCGCGCUGAUGUUUGGGAUUCUUUUCUAUGAUUUCGGCGACAUAGCAGAAAGAGUAAUGAGCAACAUUUCUUACUUAUUUCUCAUUCUGUUGACUUUAUUUUUUUUAAACUCCAUACUGACAGUGAUAAUAAUUCCCACGGAAGCGGCAGUAUUCUUACAGGAACAUUUAAAUGAUUGGUACUCGUUGAGAUCCUACUACAGCGUAAAAGUAUUAACAGAUCUCCCAAUGCAAAUACUUUGUACCUCAUCUUUUGUGUUUAUAUCAUAUUAUAUGACAGGACAACCAAUGGAAUAUGAUAGAAUUUUAAAGGUAUGGGGCGUUUGCCUGUUAAUUAUGAUUCUUGGACAAACUUUCGGAAUAUUUGCAGGAACAGCUUUUGGUACUGAGAUAGGUGUAUUUGUAAUUCCGGUAGUCAGUAUAACAUUUCUUAUGUUUGCUGGAUUUUAUUUGAAAAUAAACGAAACACCGGUAUACCUACAACCUAUAAGCACUGUGAACUUUUACAGAUACGCAUUUGAAGGAGUAAUGCAGGCGGUCUACCUUGAUCGACCAGAUCUGUCAUGCUUGGAAAUUUUUUGUUAUUGGAGCUCGCCAAAAAGGAUUCUCUCAAUGAUGGACAUGCCGACAGUGCCAUUUUACGCAAUUCUAAUAAUAAUUGGCUCUUGGUUACUGUGUUUACACGUGAUCACUUAUGUAUUAUUGUAUUGGAAAAUUUAUCGUGCAGAAAAGUGAUAUAUUUAGUUAGUUAAUAUUCGUUUCAAACAAGAAAAUAUGUUUUAAACAAGAAAUAUCUAUUGUGCAAAUUCUAUUUGUAAUAGUGAAUAAAAUAUUAAAAGAAAUAAUGAAAUUAGAAGUAUAAAA